Messenger RNA from Sipha flava (yellow sugarcane aphid), 447 nucleotides. RefSeq names its product putative nuclease HARBI1. The transcript has a single exon. The record is from RefSeq and is a predicted model, not a curated record. The coding region runs from base 1 to 447 and encodes 148 amino acids. Lineage: Eukaryota; Metazoa; Arthropoda; Insecta; Hemiptera; Aphididae.
AUGUUCCUUGACAAAGGUGGUUUUCCAUGUAUAGCUGGCUGUAUUGUUGGCACGUUAGUAAAUAUUGAUGCACCAAGUAUAAACGAAGAACAAUUUAUAGAUAGACAUGGCAAACAUUCAAUCAAUGUGACAAUGGUUUGUGGUCCAAACCAUGUAUUUUAUGCAUUAUAUGCAAAGUGGCCUGGAAGCGUACACGAUGCCAGAGUAUUAAGAAACACUAGUAUAUUUGUUACUUUUGAGAGUGGUUGGCAACCAUUUCCUGGGGCAGUCCUAUUAGGAGAUAAUGCAUAUGCAUUGAAAGAAUGGCUUAUUCCGCCACGUCAUCAAAACUCGAAUGAUGAAAUCGAACAACGGUUCAACCGCAAACACAAAUUUACACGUCGAUUAAUAGAGUGUAGUUGUGGAAUUCUUAAAGAAAGAUUUCCAUGUUUGAACUAUUGUUUGUAG